Westerdykella ornata is the source of this 1404-nucleotide messenger RNA. RefSeq lists its product as uncharacterized. Bases 206 to 1222 code for a protein of 338 amino acids. Gene Ontology annotation, cellular component: Golgi apparatus. The record is from RefSeq and is a predicted model, not a curated record. The transcript is spliced from 3 exons. NCBI's taxonomy places the organism in Eukaryota, Fungi, Ascomycota, Dothideomycetes, Pleosporales, Sporormiaceae.
UGCGGCUGACAACUCCAUCAAAAUUUCUCGACACGAGGCCCGAACCUCCCUCCUUGGAGGCCAGCCUCUGGACAGGAACUACUUCCCCUCCGACUACAGUUAUCCUCCCUACGCUUCGCCUCCCCUCGACACGCAGCCCGGCGGAUACCACGACCGCCAGGGCUUCCCCACCCAGCUUCCGCCGCCAGUACGACGCUCCCGCAGAAUGUAUAUCCCGAAUACAAAGUGGACUUGGUCCUACAUGAUAGCUGCAUGCUUGCAGGCUAUCAUCGCUCUCGUGCUUGAAGCAUAUGUCUUUGCCAAGUUCCAAGCAGGAUUGCGAGAAAAGAUUCCAGAGCAUGUCACCGAGACGCGGACGAUCCCGACAUACCUUGCCGUGUUCAUGUUCGGAUACAUAUACCAACUAUUACUUGUCUACGAUGCGCUGAGAAUGAAGAACACGAUUCAAAUCAUCGGCCUUGUCAUGUAUAACGGCGGAAUCCUUCUCUAUGCAGGCAUUCAGUUCGAUCAGAUCAAAGAUGCGAUUAGGACGCUAGAUGACCAGCGGUUCAUCAAGCUGCACUUUUGGGACAGCAUCAGACCCAUGCUCGUCGCCUUGCCCGUGCUGAUGGGUCUUUUCACCGUCAUUUUCGCCUUCCUCGCAUGGAAGUUGUACGAUGAGUUCGCGUGGACCAUUUACAAGCACAUCAGCGCAGAUGUUCGCAUGAAGAGGAGGUAUCUCAACUAUCAGAUCUACAUCGCCCUCCUGAAAUUCGAUUUCUUCUUCUUCCUCGCCUUCACCAUCCAGUUCCUCGUCGUGGUCGACAACACCACAACCGUCGAGCAAGGCCUCACCGCCGCCGCCCUGGCCAUCACCUUCGUCCUCCUCUUCCUCGCCGCCUGGUGGGUGCGGCGCGAAUCCAUCGCUGGCAUGAUUGCCAUCAUCAUCGUCUACUUCAUCGCCCUCGCCUACUUCCUUUUCAAGCUCGUCCGCAUGUACGUCGCCGACCUCAAUCGCCAGCAGGAUUACAAGCCGGCCCGAAAGAGCUUGACGAGUUUUGCCGUCCUGACGAUCCUGUUACUCCUUGCAACAAUCGUAAUUGCGUGUAUUUGCACGCACAACUUCAACAAGGGGCUCAAGCCGCACUUGACUGAGAAGAAGAUUGAUCGCGCGAAGCAUGACGCGACCGAGAUGCCGUAUGUGAGCGGCCCGGCGCCGAACCAGAGGAUGGAGAUUGAUUAGAUUGGAUGGCUGUUUUUAUUUGUAAUGUUUUUGCGAGCAUGGCUCUGGUCUGGGCGUCUCUGUCUGGGGAAAGACACAGGCGGAGGAACCAGAGCUUCUUGGGCGUUCAUGGCGCAAUUUUUAAUGGUUUUGUGUUUUUUUUCUCCAUGCUUUCAUUUACGUCCUGGAUCUGGCAAAUGGGU